AUGCCAGGUUCUAUUAGAGAUUACGUUGAUAAUGUCCUGUUCAUUCCAAACUCAAAUGACUCGAAAGGUUCUGAAAAGGAAGUCGCAUGGAGUAAAGAUGUCAUAGAUAGUAGUAGUCUACAUCAUAGAUCUAAAGAACAAACAAACAAAAAUGAAAGUAAUUUGGAAGAAGAGAAAGAAGCCAUGAAUAAUGUAAUAGAUAAAGAAAUUUUCUCGACAACAACUGCUACAGAAGAUGAUGGAAUUCCAUCAUUGACUCACCCCAUGGAGAAGAGAAUUUUGAAAAAAAUGGAUAUGUUUUUAAUCCCAUUAAUGGGAUUAUUAUAUUUCCUAUCAAAUUUAGAUAAAUCAAAUAUUGGUAAUGCAGAAGUUGCAGGGCUCUCAUCAGAUAUUGGAUUGAAAGGUAAAGAAUAUAACGUCUGUGUCACGGUGUUUUUUGGCACUUACGUCAUAUUCGACCCUAUCGGAGCUAAUUUAUUAAAGAUUGUAGGCCCUCAUUUAAUGAUGAGUGUAUGUCUAUUAUGUUUCGGUGCAAUUUCCAUAGGUACAGCUUGGGUAAGAAAUUAUGGCGAUUUGUUAGCUGUUAGACUAUUAUUAGGUGCAUUUGAAGGUAUGAUAUAUCCUGCAAUUAACAUGUAUUUAUCUGUCUGUUAUAGAAGAGAACAAUAUGCUAAAAGAUUUGCCUUUGUUUUUAGCGCAGCUUGUCUUUCAUCUUCGUUUGGUGGGUUGAUUGCUUAUGGUUGUUCUACAAUUAAUGGCUCUUUAAAGAGUUGGCAAUACAUUUAUAUCAUUGAAGGUGUUAUUUCCAUAGGGUUUGUACCAUGCUACUAUUUUGGUCUAAGUAAAAACUUGGAAGAUUCAUGGUUUUUCAGUAAAGAAGAACGUGAAUAUAUUAUUGAAAGAUACCAGACGAUGAAUACAUUCAAUCCUGAUGAAAGAUUCGAUUGGUACCAAGUGAAAUUAGCUCUAAAGGAUAUCAAAACAUGGGUCUGUGCUGUGGCUUUGUUUGGUAUAGAUUUAACAACUUUCGGUUUGACCGUAUUCUUGCCAAUUAUUAUCACCAGUUUAGGUUUUACAAACGUUAGAGCACAAUUAAUGACCGUCCCGGUAUAUUUUUUGACCGCUAUUGUAUUUUUCGUGUGUGCAUUAUGGUCUGAUCAUUUAAGAUUAAGAUCACCUUUCAUCAUUGGUGCUUGUACCACUACAGCAAUUGGUUUGGCUAUUGUACUUGGUUCACAUGUACAUGGUGUCAGAUAUUUCGGUGUUUACAUUCUUUGUAUGGGUAUCUAUGUCAAUGCUGCUUGUAACUGUCUGUGGUUAAGUGGUAAUAAUGGUAACUAUUUCAAGAGAGCUACUGCACUAGGAGUCAACUUGUUCUUCGGGUCUGGUUCAGGUCUAGUCUCAGGUCAAAUAUUUUUAGCUGAGGAUAAACCAGGAUAUACUAAAGGGUUAUCACUUUGUCUAGCGUUUCAAGUAGUAUCCAUUGUGAUGACUAUUUUACAAUACGUAUUAUACAAAAGAGAAAAUGUUAAGAAGGACAAAAUCAUUGAAAAAUGUAAAGAAUUAGGUGAACCAAUACCGUAUGAUGAAAAAUUAAGUGAUUUGAAUCCUGAGUUCCGUUAUUUAUACUAA
Messenger RNA from Maudiozyma barnettii, 1632 nucleotides. It is a transcript of the gene TNA1, whose product is annotated as Tna1p. Gene Ontology annotation, molecular function: transmembrane transporter activity. Gene Ontology annotation, biological process: transmembrane transport. The transcript has a single exon. Lineage: Eukaryota; Fungi; Ascomycota; Saccharomycetes; Saccharomycetales; Saccharomycetaceae. The record is from RefSeq and is a predicted model, not a curated record. The coding region runs from base 1 to 1632 and encodes 543 amino acids. Gene Ontology annotation, cellular component: membrane.